Messenger RNA from Etheostoma spectabile (orangethroat darter), 648 nucleotides. RefSeq names its product heart- and neural crest derivatives-expressed protein 1. Lineage: Eukaryota; Metazoa; Chordata; Actinopteri; Perciformes; Percidae. Bases 97 to 648 code for a protein of 183 amino acids. Gene Ontology annotation, molecular function: DNA-binding transcription factor activity, RNA polymerase II-specific; protein dimerization activity; RNA polymerase II transcription regulatory region sequence-specific DNA binding. Gene Ontology annotation, biological process: heart development; regulation of transcription by RNA polymerase II. The transcript is spliced from 2 exons. The record is from RefSeq and is a predicted model, not a curated record.
GAGUUUUUUACGUUUCGGGGCAGCAGCGCGCGCGAUAAAACAACAUCAACAACAACAACAACAACAACAACAACAGCGGCUGCGAUCCGGAUCAACAUGAACCUGAUCGGGGGCUACCAGCACCACCACCCGCACCCCCACCACCACCUGAUGCACGAGCCCUUCCCGUUCGUGCAGCGGUGUCACCAGGACGCGCCGUACUUCCAGAGCUGGGUGCUGAACCACGGCGACCCGCACCCGCCGCACCCGCACCCGCACCCGCCGCCGCCCUCGGACUUCCAGCUGCAGGCGCAGUACGCGGCCGCGGAGCACGGGGGCGCGCCCCCCGGGGCUGCGCACGACGCCCGGCUCGAGGCGCUCCAGGCCGGCGCGGGGAAGCGGAGGACGUCGGGUCCGAAGAAGGAGCGCCGGCGCACGGAGAGCAUCAACACGGCGUUCGCGGAGCUGCGCGAGUGCAUCCCCAACGUGCCCGCGGACACCAAGCUGUCCAAGAUCAAGACGCUGCGCCUCGCGACCAGCUACAUCGCCUACCUGAUGGACGUCCUGGACAAGGACUCCGGGGAGGCCGAGGGCUUCAAGGCCGAGAUCAAGAAGUAUGAAAACCGGGAUCUGAAACGGAAACGGGAGCCGGUAAGUCCCGAUUGUUAG